AGAACUGCUACAAGAACUGUUGAAAGUCCUCUUCCCUUUGAUUCAGACAAUAGAAUUUGUGGGCAAAUAACCAUAAGAUCUUACUUUGACGAAAGCUAUCGAAUACUUUAAAUACCAUGCUUAAAGAUCACGAUCGUGGCCGAUCCAGACAAGGCAGUUCCAGAGGCAGCCGAUCCCACAAUCACUCACGCAGUCGCUCACGAAGUCGCUCACGCAGCCCACGAAAAUCGAAAUCACGCUCUUCCCAGUCGUCUUCUCGUCGGCAUCGGUCGAAAAGUCCAGAAGAACGCAGUCGACAUCGAUCCCGGCAUCGUAGCAGAGAAAGACGAUCGUCUCGAGAAAGGUCAAGGCGGUCAUCAAAACGAAGCCGGUCCCCUCAUCAAAGCUCCUCAGAAUCAUCCUCGAGCGACUCGUCAAGUGAUUCAGAAGAUAACCGCAAAUCGCGACGAGAUAAGAAGACCAAGAAGACCAAAAAAGAUAAAAAACAUAGUUCACGGAGACGCCGGUCGCAUAGUGAGGAGGAGGACAGAAGAAAUCCCAUCACUGGCAAAAAGAUUAAGCUGAAGGUACACAAAACAUCGGACGACAAAAACCGAGACUCCAAUCGCUCACAAUUGUUACAGUUCCUGAACUCCACGUUUUGAUCACACGAUACUCCAGUUACAUGCAAUUAUAUGGUUUAUUGUUUGGUCUGUCUUGUCCAAAAAAAAAGAAAGGAGGAACGACAAACACAAAUGCUGAAAUAAAAUGAAUUGAAAUGAGAAGGGUUUCAUAUGGGAUACGUACGAUGUGUAUCGUUACCCAAAGUGAGGAGGUAUCAUGGCUAUAAGCUUAUAGCAGGUCCCAUCGUUUAGCCAUAUACAUGCUGACGAUGACAAAUAAGACCAUAGCACCAACGAUAUAGGUGAAGAAAGUGUAGUCAUGGUUAUUCACACCAGGUAUCUAGAAUGACAGAUUAGCAUAGUAUACACCAACAAUUUGAUAUAGCGAUC
Molecule: messenger RNA, 992 nt
Organism: Umbelopsis ramanniana AG
Lineage: Eukaryota; Fungi; Mucoromycota; Umbelopsidomycetes; Umbelopsidales; Umbelopsidaceae
Exons: 6
Coding region: 117-644 (175 amino acids)
Source: RefSeq, a predicted model, not a curated record